UUUGUGUUGGAGUUGUUUAGUCGUUUGUUGUGUUUUGAUAUUAUUAUCGUGUGUUUUUUCUAAUUUAUUAUUAAUUAAUAAAUCAUUUUAAAAUGGCCUGCUGGGAAGGAAAGAAAUACAAAUUGGACAAAUCCGAGAACUUCGAUGAUUACAUGAAAGCCUUAGGUGUCAGUCUAGUCACCCGUAAAUUGGGCAACCAAGUGAGCCCAGUGGUAGAGCUGACUAAGAAUGGAGAUACCUAUACCUUGUCAUCCACUAGCACCUUCAAAAAUUCCAUCAUCACAUUCAAACUUGGUGAAGAAUUUGAUGAAGAGACUCCUGAUGGCCGCAAGGUAAAAUCGGUAGUCACCUUGGAUGGUGAUAAACUGACUCAUGAACAAAAGGGAGAUAAGCCCACCAAAAUAGUCCGUGAGUUUGGACCAACUGAAAUGAAAGCAGUUAUGACUGUUGAUGAUGUGGUCUGCACGAGAACUUACAAAGCAUUGUAAUUUCAACACUACGGUUUUCUAUUUUUGUCCUUAAGUUAUAUGCAUACUCGUAUGGAAUCUGUAUAUAAUACAGAACUAAUUUGACUAAUUAUGGUCAUUGAUAGUGAUUGCUGCAUUUGUUUCAUACUUGUUAAAGUACUGAUUUAAACUUUUUUUGUAUUUAUCGAAAGAUGAAAUAUAAACAUUAAAAAAU
Ctenocephalides felis (cat flea) is the source of this 681-nucleotide messenger RNA. RefSeq names its product probable fatty acid-binding protein. Gene Ontology annotation, molecular function: fatty acid binding. Gene Ontology annotation, cellular component: cytosol; nucleus. The transcript has 4 exons. The record is from RefSeq and is a predicted model, not a curated record. Gene Ontology annotation, biological process: fatty acid transport. Bases 93 to 488 code for a protein of 131 amino acids. NCBI's taxonomy places the organism in Eukaryota, Metazoa, Arthropoda, Insecta, Siphonaptera, Pulicidae.